CCUACCAUGCUUUAAUGUUCGACCAAUCAUCCACGUCCCCCGGACCGCGGCUGCUGCGCGCACAUACACAGCCACAGUAUGGAGAGACCGAGACAGAGGUGGACGCGGUCUGUCUUAAUGGAGAGAACUGACCUGCUUAGUGCGCAGUGACAGCGGAAUAAAACAGCCAGAGCAGAUUGACAGAAGAAGUUUAGUGUGACGAGUGAUCUCUCUGCGCGGUUUUCGUUUUCACUGAACGUCAUCCAGGUCCACGGGUUCAAGUUGCACAUAGGAGAAGGCUACAAGUUUCCAAUGGACAGAUAUUUGGAGACGGCUGGCGCAACAAGCAUGGGAUUAUUUUUGUAAUGUGGAUUGCUAUUCCAUUGCAAGAAAAUAAAGGUCUGUUGCGGAAAAAUGUGAGACGUCUUGCGUCUUGGAUUCUCGUUUUUCUGGAUAUUUUGAAAAUCAUUGGCAACAGUUGAGAAGAAAAGAAGUUAUGCGCAAAGGAUUGCUCCGUCCCCGGGACCAAUAUGGAUCUGCCAUUACCCCCUGCCCCUUAUUUAGAGAAGUUUUAGCCGGUCCACUUGUGUUGUUGUUGUUGUUGUUUGUACUUGUUGUUGUAAACUUGAUGCUCGAGGACAAAUCGCCACAUUGGCCUGUUGGAUUUUAAAACGUCGCCUGCCUUUGGAUUGGAUUGCCAACACGAUGAACUUUAUUGACAGUUUGACACUAUUAUUUUUGACGCUGUCAGCUGUCAAGAGCGCCCACAUACCGAAGGAAACAGAAAGAGGUCCACAUGACGUGAUCCCUUUAAUGGAGGUGUACAACAAGAGUUUGUGUAAGCCGCGGGAGCUGCUGGUGGAGAUUCUGCAGGAGUAUCCGGAGGAGGUGGAGCACAUCUUCAUCCCGUCCUGUGUGGUGUUGACGCGCUGCGCCGGCUGCUGCAAUGAUGAGAUGCUGCAGUGCAUGCCAACAUCCAGCUAUAACAUUACAAUGGAGAUUAAAAGAAUAAAACCCCAAAGGCAACAAAAUGAUAUUUUCAUGAGUUUUACAGAACACAGCGCAUGUGAGUGUAGGUUAAAGAAAGAAGUGAAAGAACAGAAAGAAAAAAAACCCCGGACAGGCAAGGGUAAAGGCCAAAAGAGAAAACGAAAGAAAAACCGCGACAAAACAAUUCACGAUGCGUAUGUCAGCUCCGCCUUCUCCACCUACCUGCACCUGAGUGUUGCGCUUCUCAUAAUUAAGCUCAUAUGGGAGGAGCUCAUUUGCCCCUUUUAAUUUGCACCGUUAGCCACAUCAAUUAGCAUGUUGCUUCUGUGUACUGUCCUAACUUUGUCUCGUCAGCCACGCUCUACAGAGUAUCAGUGUCUAAGCUAACGUGUUUUGCUAACGUAGCUUUAGCAAAACUUUACAUAAUGAUGAUAACCAGGGGAGCACAGCAGACUUACCACAUACCACAUCACAACAAAGUGAACCAUAACCAAUCUCCACCCGUCAAAACACCCAUCUAAUCUCACCUCAACCCUCCCAGCUCCCUGUUACCUAGAAUAUCACUCUCUGUGGAUCUUGAUGGUUGGGAUGAGAUACAGCAGCAUAUCACGACAAACAGUAGAAACUUGAGUUGCUCCUAACACCUUGUCAGAUAUCCAGGUUUCUGAUUGAUAAUGGACACGUUUAAAGAAGCUGGAAUAAACAGAGCGGCUGUUAGCUGUAACUUGAACCCUCUACUGAAACAAGAUCACAGCUCCGCCAGCAUGGCUUCGCAGACCGGCUCAUACUGUUCUGGUAUCUGUGCUGGGAUCACCAGGAUUGUAAUCACGGUCCUGUGUUCAGUGUUGAGUCUGUGGCGCUUUGCUGUGUCUCGUACCCGUCUCCUUUCCACUCUGUGUUCUUUUCAUCUUCACAAACAGGUUUCGCCGUCCUGUUCAUAAUGCUGGUACUUUUUAUGUAAUGUAAAGACAUGAGUGAUAGCUAUCUAUUGCCUUCUUUUCUCUUUUUGUGCCAGGGGGAUGUAAACCAGCAAAGUACUGUUUUGUGUCCUUCUUUUGUCUCUGAAACGAUACAAAAGCACCCAUAUUUUAUUCAGAAAUAAUAUAAAGAUGAUCUCAUGUUUCUUUAUACUGUGAAAGAAUACAUGUCUGUGUGUUAACUUGUAAUUUGUACACUGAGAUGUAAAUGGAGUAUCUGAGCCUCUGUUCUGAAUCUAAUGUCUCUGUGGGAAACACAGUCUGCAGUUUUCUCUCAAUAAAAUGAUCUCUUUCUUAACGGA
Molecule: messenger RNA, 2248 nt
Organism: Epinephelus moara (kelp grouper)
Lineage: Eukaryota; Metazoa; Chordata; Actinopteri; Perciformes; Serranidae
Gene: vegfab
Product: vascular endothelial growth factor Ab
Exons: 6
Coding region: 685-1257 (190 amino acids)
Biological process (GO): sprouting angiogenesis; induction of positive chemotaxis; positive regulation of angiogenesis
Cellular component (GO): membrane
Molecular function (GO): chemoattractant activity; heparin binding; vascular endothelial growth factor receptor 1 binding
Source: RefSeq, a predicted model, not a curated record